This is a messenger RNA of Nelumbo nucifera (sacred lotus), 1606 nucleotides long. RefSeq names its product Transmembrane amino acid transporter family protein. Lineage: Eukaryota; Viridiplantae; Streptophyta; Magnoliopsida; Proteales; Nelumbonaceae. The record is from RefSeq and is a predicted model, not a curated record.
UUCCUAAGAUUUGGAUUCUUCUCUCUACCUUUAAUAUUAGACCAGUCAUUAAGGGCAUCACCAACCACUACAAUAUUGUAGUACAAAUAUAUAGGAAGAUACCUUGGACUCCCCACAUUCAAGGUGGUGAGAAGAUCACUGAACUCAUCACUUAAUCCCACAUAUUCAAGGUAGUGAUCACUCCUUUUAGUGCAAGAAUGGUUGCAUCAUCACCACCCCGUCCAAAGGAAGUUUGUUUCGAGGAAGAGUGGUCAAAAGAUGGCCCCCCUCGUGAAGCCAAAUGGUGGUACUCAGCCUUCCACAAUGUCACAGCCAUGGUUGGAGCAGGUGUUCUCAGCCUGCCAUACGCCAUGGCCUACUUAGGCUGGGGGCCAGGAGCAACUGUGCUGAUAUUGUCAUGGUGCAUCACCUUGUACACGAUAUGGCAGAUGAUACAGCUCCAUGAAUGUGUUCCUGGGACUCGCUUUGAUCGCUACUAUGAACUCGGCCAGCACGCCUUCGGCCCAAAACUGGGGCCAUGGAUUGUGCUCCCUCAGCAGCUCAUCGUCCAGGUGGGGUGUGACAUUGUCUACAUGGUCACUGGGGGGAAGUGUCUCCAGAAGUUCAUGGAGAUAGCCUGCACCAACUGCACCAGACUUCGCUCAUCACUCUGGAUUUGCAUCUUUGGUUCCCUCCACUUCUUCCUGUCUCAGCUCCCUAAUUUCAACUCUGUUGCUGGUGUUUCUUUAGCUGCAGCGAUCAUGUCCCUUAGUUAUUCAACGAUAUCUUGGGCUGGUUGUUUGGGUCGAGGACGGAUUGAGAAUGUGAGCUAUGCAUACAAGAAAACCAGCUCCCUUGAUUAUAUGUUUCGGGUGUUCAAUGCGCUGGGACAGAUCUCGUUUGCCUUUGCCGGUCAUGGGGUUGUCCUUGAGAUUCAAGCAACAAUUCCAUCGACGCCGGAGAAGCCAUCAAGGGUUCCAAUGUGGAAAGGUGCUAUGACUGCAUACUUCAUCACAGCAAUUUGCUACUUCCCAACGGCAUUCAUAGGCUACUGGGCGUUCGGCCAAGACGUGGAUGAUAAUCUGCUGAUGGCCCUUCAACGACCAGAAUGGCUCAUAGCUGCAGCUAACCUGAUGGUGGUAAUCCAUGUCAUUGGUAGCUACCAGGUAUAUGCCAUGCCGGUCUUCGAUAUGCUUGAGAAGAUAAUGAUAAGGCGCUUCAACAUUCCACCAGGAUUUCCACUUCGACUCGUCACUCGAUCCACUUAUGUUGCACUUACGCUAUUCGUUGGUGUCACCUUCCCAUUCUUUGGCGAUCUUUUGGGUUUCUUUGGUGGAUUUGGCUUUGCUCCAACUUCAUAUUUUCUUCCUUGCAUAAUGUGGCUGGCAAUCAAGAAGCCCAGGAGAUUCAGUCGUUCAUGGCUAAUCAAUUGGGCGUGCAUAUUCGUGGGUUUAUUCAUCAUGUUUGCAUCAACCAUUGGCGGGUUGCGGAAUAUCAUCAUCGACUCCUCCACAUAUAGUUUCUACUCAUGAAUCAAUGACAAUUAAAGAAAAAAAAAUGAACUUGUUAACUUGUUGUGAAGAGGGAAAUUCAAUAAAAUUAUCUGGGUAUAUUUUCUUCAUGAUCA